UUUCAAGUUGAAUUCGAAGCAUCGCAAUCAAGCCAAGAUGUCUCAUUUUGACAACCAGUCUCCGCGGAGCAAGAGGCGGAAGUUGGAUACCCCCCAGGGGCCCGACAGCGGCGCCUUCAUUACGUCGCAUACGCAACUGCGCACCCUUCUGGUUUUUUCGCAGAACGUCGCGGAGUCCAAGCAAGGUCUUAAAAAAUUCAAGGAAUUUCUCAGUGAGAUUGGUGCCACGGAAGAUGAAGACGAAAAGGCCAAAAAAUUCCGCGUGCUCAAAGGCUACUGCGAUUCGCAGAUCUCCAACUAUGCUGAGGACCCCAUCUGCUUCCCGGAUCUGAUCCAGACCUGGAGCUUUGCGGACACCAGCAACAACGAGGGUCUCUUGACGACUGUUCCCUCUGUUUUGGCGCUCUUCCUCAGGUCUAUCUCCAGCCGAUUGGAAUUUAGAGAGUUCGGCUUGGCGUUGUGCAAGCAUCUGCUGCACAAGGACCAGCUUCGACUGUUUAACCGUGGGCUCACGGCUACGAAGUCGAAGGAGCAUCUGAUUUCCCCGUGUCUGCGUCUUCUCACUGAGAUUGUCAGCUUCGAUGGCGGCGCUGUGGCGCGCUUGGUUUACUCUUCGCGGCACAUCACUUUCAAGCGGAUUGAGGUUUUCUUGACGCCGAACAAAGCCCAGCUGGAAGAGAAUGAUGAUGACAGCCGAAAGUCUACGCUGCGGCGCAAUGCUCAACGCUACGUGCUUGCGAAUUUGAGGUUCCAGCAUGCGAGCGCCAAGGCCGACAUCAUUGAACAGACCAAGGUGAUCAGAGCGUUCCUCGAAUUUGUCCGGAAGGACCCCCGGGAUAUUGUGCGAGAUAUCAUCGCCAUGAUUGAAAGAGACAUCGUUCAAGACUCGUCGCUGUCUCGUAACACGAGGACGCGGUUCUUCAACCGAUGGAAUAUGGAGCGCCUUGUGACGCUUUACGGUUAUGACCGGGAAUCCGAGGACCCAAAUCCGACCGGUAUCUCCAUCGUAAAUGAGGUGCACAAAUUGCUUAUGAAUAUCUGCAAGGACUCGAGUCUCGGCGUCUUGCUCCCCGAGACUGGCUGGUAUCCGAAUACCAGUGACCCCGAGACUCUGCCGACGGAGGACGAUACAUCGAUCGAGCUGGGGCUCGACUCGGCGGUCUAUGUCGAUAGGUAUAGGGACAAUGUACCUGUGCGCAACGGUAUUUUGUCACACGUCGCCCAAGUCCUACGUCCAGAUACCGAUAGUCUUCAGAUCGAGCUCCUCGUUACCAUCUUCAAGGCGGCACCGGAGCUUGUGGCGGACUUUUUCUCGAAGAAGGUCAUGUUCGUUUCUGACCCGAAGCCGACACCCUCCUGGCUGGCGGAGUCCGCCCUGCUCUUCUCGACCGUCAGCUUGCCCGUUCCGAGUAACUGUGGGUGGAAGGAGAAGAUCCCCGCCAUGCCUCCUCCGGUGUCAGUGGUCAUCGAGAGCAUCCUGCCCCGCCCACUCACGCAGAAGACUUUGACUCGCUGUCUGAACCUGAAUACCGAGAUUAUCACUCUGUUUGCGGUCAGGAUCCUGACUAUUGCAUUCAAGAAGUUGCGCAAAGUCUUGGAUAUCUUCAAUGCCGACCACGGGAUCAGUCAAGCGUUUUGGACGCAGGCCGCGAACAAGUUGCUUGUAGAGUUUUCUCUUCGGUGCCCGGCUGUCAAGGACGUUGCUACGCUGUAUAAGCGCACGGCGAAGGAGGACCUGCAGCAGCAGGAGGCCGUUGCGGAAUUGCUCUGUUGCUUCUACGAAGUUGUGCCUGACUCCGCUUUUGAAGAAGGGUUCGAUGCUUCGCUUUUUUUGGUUGAUAUUUUGAAACGCCUUGACGAGCCUAAGCUGUCAGAAGACGAUUCUGAAAUGCUGCUCGGUCAGUUGCAGAGUAUCCUCAAGAUCGCCCAACAGUCUGCGUCGAUGCGUUGGUGGCAGUCUCCUGCAUCCAUUCAAUACUCCGCCUUCACGUCUAUUCUCAAAGUACUAGCCGAGGCUGCCUCGAGGGACUCUUUGAAAGAUAUUGACGCUCUUCUCCGUUCUGUUCUCGUGGAGAAUUCGGUCCUGCAGGCCUCUUCUUCUUUCCCCGCGAUCUUGACUAGCUUCGAGACCUCUAAUACCGAGACCUUGCAACACCAGAUCGCGUUCUUUGACAACUGCGCUUGCCGGGUGGCCAAGAAGCCCGUUCACUACCAGGAUUUACUGGGGGGUUUGCAUCAGGAUGCAUCGAAACCCGUUAGUCCUCUUGUGUCGGCUAUCACCGAGCAGUGGCCUUUUGUUGUCAAAGCGGGAAAUGCGAAGAUGGAGUCUGCAGUGAGUGCGUGGGUCGCUCGAGUACUUGGGAAGCUGAGACAGGUGGGAGAGGAUGCGAAGGUGUUGAAAGCCGCUCGGGACAACUUGGUUGAUGCCACCCAGGAUAAGAAGGUCAAGUCUGCUCUCAAGAAGGCAUUGAAGGGGACUGAGGAAGAUGUCGAUGAUGCGAAGAGUGUACCUGCAACUGCCCAGCCCGCUUCCACUUCGAACCAGGCCCCGCGGGUAGAUCUCGAGGAGGUCUUCGGCGCCUUGCCCACGGAAGGGAAGACGCACAAUGAGUUACAAAAGUGGGAUAGAGAGGAUCUCGAAGACUCUAUCGAGCAAGGUCGCGUCGGCGAGUUGAUGCUGUGUCUCUGCUCUGAAUAUGAAGAGAUCAGACGACAGGCUCUUGCCAAUGUUUCGCGGUUCAUGACCAAGCUCAGGGAAUCCAAGUAUAACGAGUGGAGAUCGGCCUUCCUCCUCAGCGGUGAGUUGGUUGAAACCGUGAAGCAACUCGGACUGGAGUCGCCCGUGCCCUGGAUUGUGGGUGCGUGUGCCGCCCGCUGUUUGGCGGUUCUCGCGGAUCCCAUGCACAAGCUUUACGGCAAGGUCAACCAGUUUCUCCAGAAAGCUCCGAUAUGGGAGCCGGAGAAGAUCCCCUCGUACUGGAUCGACCGGAUCUUGCUCCACGAGCCGGAAUUGGACGACGGCUAUUUCGAAGAGACGAACUGGCUGUUGGACCUUUUGUUGAAGGGUCUUCGCACUGAAGCGGACAUGGAGAUCUACCGUCGCGCGAACGUCUUCGAGCGCAUCCUGGCGUUCUACGAGUCACCCGGCACCGGGUUCGCCGCCCGACGAAAGAUCCUGCACAUCAUCUACCGGGCGACCCAGGUGGGCGGCAGCACGACCUUGAUCACCCGCGCUGGCAUCAUCGGCUGGGUCCAGGGUCAGAUCCUGACCGGUCCUGCGAAGGAGACGCCGACUUUCAAGGCGAUGGCCGACUCCUUGCAUCCCACCUCGGGCGAAGAUCGGGUUGCGAAAUGGAGUGGUGGAUCUGCGGUGCAGGUGGUUGAGAACCUUGUUGGCUAGGGAUUUCGAUUACCGAGUGUGAUUCUUUCAGCGGGUGAUCUUGGAGGGCUUUGAUGUACUUGUGUUUGGGGGGUGUGCUCUGUGUGGCGCGGUUGUUGUAGAUAGGGAAGCUUGGUCAAUAGAGUCCCUCUUUGUUUCUUCCACAAUUCAAUACAA
Messenger RNA from Aspergillus campestris IBT 28561, 3556 nucleotides. RefSeq lists its product as uncharacterized. Bases 38 to 3400 code for a protein of 1120 amino acids. The transcript has 5 exons. The record is from RefSeq and is a predicted model, not a curated record. Gene Ontology annotation, biological process: maturation of LSU-rRNA from tricistronic rRNA transcript (SSU-rRNA, 5.8S rRNA, LSU-rRNA); maturation of 5.8S rRNA from tricistronic rRNA transcript (SSU-rRNA, 5.8S rRNA, LSU-rRNA). NCBI's taxonomy places the organism in Eukaryota, Fungi, Ascomycota, Eurotiomycetes, Eurotiales, Aspergillaceae. Gene Ontology annotation, cellular component: nucleolus.